Messenger RNA from Eruca vesicaria subsp. sativa (arugula), 1866 nucleotides. The record is from the annotation of a GenBank genome assembly. Lineage: Eukaryota; Viridiplantae; Streptophyta; Magnoliopsida; Brassicales; Brassicaceae.
AUGGGUGUUGAGGUUGUAAACUCCGGUGGAUUUGAGGUUGCUCCGGCUCCUUUCGAAGGCAAACCCGAGACUAACGGGAAGGUGGAAGGAAACAAAGUCUCCAUCAAGUUUGGUUCACACGGUGAGCAGCCGCCAAAGAAAGCUGCUGAAGAGAGUAGUAACAAGAUCCCUUCUGAUGUACCAAAAGAUGCAGCAGAAGAGUGGCCUGCUGCUAAGCAGAUCCACUCUUUCUACUUUGUUAAGUACCGUCAUUUGGAGGAUCCCAAGAUCAAAGCUAAGCUUGAGGUAGCUGAUAAGGAGCUUGCGAAGUUGAACAAGGCUCGGCGUGCAGUUGUUGAAGAGUUGAUAGCUAAGAAGGCGGAGAAAACCAAGCUAUUUGAAAUGUUGGACCCGUUGAAGUCAGAGCGUCAAGGGUUCAACAACAAGUUUGAUGAGAAAAAGAAAGAGAUGGAACCAUUGCAGCAAGCACUUGGGAAGCUAAAGGGUGGUGGUGGGAGUUCCCGUGGGCCUGUUAUCUGUUCGUCUCAGGAAGAGCUGAACAGUAUGAUAUACAGCUAUCAGUAUCGGAUUCAACAUGAAAGCAUUCCGUUGACCGAGGAGAAGCAGCUUCUUAAAGAGAUCAGGCUGCUUGAAGGGACAAGAGAUAAGGUCAUUGCUAAUGAGGCUAUGAGAGCCAAGAUCAAAGAAGCUAUGGGUCAUAAAGAUGAUAUUCAAGAUCAAGUUAAGUCAAUGGGUGCUGGUUUGGAUGGAGUGAAGAAAGAGAGACAAGCAAUUUCAGCAAGGAUUAAUGAGCUGGGUGAGAAGGUGAAAGCAACUAAAGAUGAGAUUCAGGUCCUUGAGAAUGAGCUCAACACUGUUACAGAAAAGAGGGAUAAAGUUUAUUCAAACAUUUGUGAGCUUAGGAAGCAAAGAGAUGAGACGAACUCAGGUCUUUACCAAGGCCGUACUGUGUUGAAAAAAGCCAGAGAGUUGGCUGCACAAAAGAAGAUAGAUGAGCUUGAGGCGCUCUCCAAUGCAGAGGUUGAGAAGUUUGUCUCUCUCUGGUGCAGUAAGAAGAAUUUCAGGGAAGAUUAUGAGAAGAGAAUCUUGGGGUCACUUGAUGCUAGGCAGAUGAGCCGAGAUGGACGGAUGAGGAACCCUGAAGAGAAGCCUCUUGUUGCUCCAGAGCCACCAGCAGCCAAGGCAGCGCCUUCUGCAACAGAGGUUGCCCCUAAAGCUAAGGCAAAGCAGCAGCCAAAGGAGGAACCAGUUUCUGCACCUAAACCAGACGCUGCUGAUCAGAAGACUGAGAAGGCUGAGAAAGCUAAAGAUGCAGUGAAGGUAAAGAACGUUGUUGUUGAUGAUGAAGAGGAAGAAGAAGAAGUAUAUGGUCUUGGAAAGCCGCAGAAAGAGGAGGAGAAGGUAGAUGAAGCUACGAUGAAAGAGAUGAGAAAGCAAGAGGAGAUUGCCAAAGCCAAGCUAGCCAUGGAAAGGAAAAAGAAGCAGGCAGAGAAAGCUGCUGCUAAAGCUGCCAUAAGAGCUCAAAAGGAAGCUGAGAAGAAAGAACAAAAGGAGCGAGAGAAGGCGGCCAAGAAGAAGACAGGAGGCAGCAACCCAUACGAGGCCAUCUCUGAGGAUGUUCCAGAAGCUUCUGAGGCUGAAAAGGAGGAGACUGAAGCUGAAGCUCCGGUUGUGGAGAAACCACAGAAGGAAAAAGUCUUGAAGGCGAAACCAGUAAGGAACAGAAUCCGCAGUAGAGGAGGACCAGAAACACUCCCGAGGCCAAUCCUCAAGCGUAAGAAGCAGACUAAUUACUGGGUUUGGGCUGCUCCAGCUGCUCUUGUGGUACUGAUCCUUCUUGUCUUGGGUUACUACUACGUUCUCUAG